Ostertagia ostertagi is the source of this 582-nucleotide messenger RNA. NCBI's taxonomy places the organism in Eukaryota, Metazoa, Nematoda, Chromadorea, Rhabditida, Trichostrongylidae. The record is from the annotation of a GenBank genome assembly.
AAUGAAUGUUUCUCGAACAGACAUGCACGGCUCAUCGCUGACGUUUAUGCAAAGGGAGAUCAGGACCACUUCAAUGUGACGUUCCCAUUGUAUUACACUCGUUUCGCCACUGAACCUGUGGACGUGGGUCGAACGCUGGGCGGAGUUACUUGCAUGGGAAAUCGAGAUUUCGAAAAUCUCGUUGUACGAGCGAUCGAAGCCGGCGAGGCACCAGCUCCACUACUGGACAUCUAUUAUUUCCAUUCCGACACCUUCGAUCAAGAACUGGCUAAUGAGAAUCGACGGAUCACUCCCAUGUUCUCUGUCACCUUCUCAGUCCUCAUCCUUUUCUCAAUACUGUGCACUUUCAAUGUGAAAUGGAUCUCUCUGCCAUCAGGAAUGUUCACGGAUUCGCAACUGACCAUACCCGUCGUGGAUUGGGUGCUGAGCAAGCCUCUGAUGGGUGUGAUCGGCGUGGUAUCAGCACUGAUGGCGAUCAUUUCAUCAACUGGACUGCUUCUGCUCUUUGGGGUGACAUUCGUCGAUAUGUGCACUGUGAUGCCGUUUCUCAGCUUGAGUAAGGACUUCAAAAACAAGACGUAG